Molecule: messenger RNA, 312 nt
Organism: Paramecium pentaurelia
Lineage: Eukaryota; Ciliophora; Oligohymenophorea; Peniculida; Parameciidae
Source: the annotation of a GenBank genome assembly
AUGAAAGCUAUUCAAUGGUUUGUUUAUUAAGAAAAAUGUAUUUAUAACCUCAUCAAGAAUAUCUACAAUGUUAAAAAAUCCUAUGAUUUAAUUUUAGAAGGAAUAACAUAUUUGCUUAAAAGUUGUCUAUUUUAUAUAAGAACAGAUUUUUUUAAGUGCUUUUAUAUUUUAUAGAUUACUACUUCACUAUCAAAAGUGAUCUUUAGCUUCCAUUUAAUGAAUGAAUAAAGAUAUAUGAAAUUUGUUACGAAACAUGAACUAAUAGACAUUUGUGAUGAAAUAAAAUAAUAAAUUGAUAUAGAGAAAGAAUGA